AUGGAUGUCGACAACGAACAUUCGGACGCUGGUAGUCAACGGCAACCCAGUGCUGAACACACGCCGCAAGGAGCUUCUGCGCAGGUUGGAGGAGCUUCCUCACAAGGGAAUCCUACCCCAACCUCAGCUCAGUCCUCCAAUACGCCCUCGACUGCAUCAGGUCCUGCAACAGCCAACGUCACCCAUACACAAAACUCGAAACGUCGCCGAGGGCUGGGUGUUGUGACGCCUAAUGCCUGCACGGAAUGCCGCAAGAAGCGCGCAAAGUGCGAUGGCAAAAAACCGUGCGGACGAUGUAGAGCACAGAAAGAUACCGAAUGUGUGUACGAGAUUCCCGUGCGCCAGUCGAAGGAGAACCUCCGAAACGAAAUCGAGACUCUUCGACAGAAGCAACGUUCAAGUGACCAAGUCUUUGCUGCUCUUGUCCGACCAGAACUAUGGGAAGAGGUCUUGACCCGCCUUCGGGGCGGCCAACCCAUCGAAACCAUUUCAGAAUGGCUCGCAAGCGCACCGGAGCGUUCAAUACCUUCGUUUCCUUCCCGUUCUGAGGGACCUACCAUGGGACCUAACCCGGGGUUCCCGGGAGGUUCGCUGGGUACAUUGGCAGCCAUGAGCCUGGGUGCGAACCAUCAACCAUCGCAGCAGUCUUCCAUGAGGCCCGAGAUGGGUCAGCAUAGUCCCUGGCAAUCUUCCUUCAGCCAAACCGGAUCAACGAGGAGCAACUCACAUCCCGAUGUCAUGAACUGGCAGACAGAUAUGCGAGGGCCGCCACAAAAUCGAGUUGGGUCUUGGGCCGAGGGGAUGAACCCUGAUCAAAUAUCGGACGGUCUUCCACGAUAUCGUGGAGUUGAACAGAUCCUGUCACCGUUGAAUGAACCGGAGCUGCAAACACUGUCUUCAACUUGGACCGUGAUCACCGGCGAUAGCGUUCUUGUUCAACAUCUUCUGGCAUUGUAUUUCUGCUGGGAGUAUCCAACAUUUGCUUCUCUGAGUAAAGAACACUUUCUACAGGAUUUCCAAGAGGGACGGAAUCGAUAUUGCUCACCGAUACUGGUGAAUGCCCUUCUUGCACUGGGGUGCCGCUUUUCGACGCAGCCCAUGUCUCGAGCCAACCCCAACGACCCUUAUACGUCUGGCGACCACUUCUUCAAGGAGUCACUGAGGCUCUUUGCCCAGGAAACGGAUCACCAUUCCCUUACAACUAUCCAAGCUUUGGGGAUAAUGUCGAUCCGAGAGGCUAGUUGCGGGCGAGAUUCGGAGAGCUGGUAUUACGCCGGGCAGAGUAUUCGACUCGCCAUUGAGAUGGGGCUUCACCGGAUAAUGGACGAAGGAGAUGAAGAUGAACUCGCUGUGCAGUCAGCAACCUUUUGGGGUGCUUUUGCGCUUGACCAUGCAUGGUCCCUCGCCACAGGCUCAUUACCGCAAUGCUCAUGCUUUCCUCACCUGCCACCAAAGCCUGCGAUAAUAGGAGACAUCGAAGCGUCUCUUUGGGUGCCCUAUACGGACGACGCGAGAGAACUUUUGAACAUGUACACACAGUACCUCAAUUGCUGUGCUGUUCGCUCAGUUUCGCCUCGCGAUGUGUGCUCACAAGCGGCCGACGCCAUUCAAGGCCUUCUAAGAUCUUACUCUUCACUCUACACUUUGCGGCGAACGCCCUCGUUCGUACCAUAUUUUGUUCUCACAUCCGCCAUCAUGCACCUAGCGAUUGGUGCAACAACUGUCGGCGGCUCGGGUGCGACCGAGGCGGACAUGGAGAAAGCGGUCAAGGUGGAUCCUCGUGUGGCCGAAUCCAUCACUCAAGGCAUUUCAGACCUCACUGAGAUGGCUCCUUGCCACCAAUUCGCUGAGCAGGCUCUCAACAUACUACGCUAUUUGGCCGCAAAGUGGGACAUUGAUGUCGAGAACAAGGUUGAUAAGCUCACAGCGGAAGAGUACGACCGUUUGGUGUUGCCGCAUACGGGGAGUCUCAACUUCUUCUCGCCCAACCUUAGAGAGGGAGACAUUACGUGCCAAUGGGGUGCGGGACCAUUCCUGGGAGAGCAAUCACCUUCUGUGCAGAAGACAGGAGACAAUAUGGAAAACCCCCUCUUCUGGCCUUUCCCGAUGCAAGGACGGCCGAUUCUUCCCGAUGGCGUCGAGUUGGAACAUGCAGGUUUUGCGAUCAUAUAG
Molecule: messenger RNA, 2172 nt
Organism: Fusarium tjaetaba
Lineage: Eukaryota; Fungi; Ascomycota; Sordariomycetes; Hypocreales; Nectriaceae
Product: nitrogen assimilation transcription factor nit-4
Exons: 6
Coding region: 1-2172 (723 amino acids)
Biological process (GO): DNA-templated transcription; regulation of DNA-templated transcription
Molecular function (GO): DNA binding; zinc ion binding; DNA-binding transcription factor activity, RNA polymerase II-specific
Source: RefSeq, a predicted model, not a curated record